UUAAGAAGUGGAAGAUGAUCACAAAAAAACCCCUAAAGAACUAGUACAUUUGUAGAAGAACAGGGAUUGUUUAAUCCUGGCUUUUCAUAAACAUCUUCCAGUGAUUCCGCCAACAUAAAACAAAUACAUUUGUAGAAGAGCAGGGUUGAUUAUUGUAUUCUUCCAGGAUGAAUGAUUUGUUCUCCAGCUCGUUCAAGAAGUAUACCGACCUGAAGCAGCAGGCGCAAAUGGAUGACAUGGAGGCGGGGAAGGAGAGUAUGAAUCUUGACAGAUUCUUUGAAGACGUCGAGAAUGUUAAGGAAGAUAUGAAAACUGUUGAGAGGCUGUACAAGAGUUUACAAGAAGCCAAUGAAGAAUGUAAGAUUGUUCAUAAUGCCAAGACCAUGAAAAAUCUUCGUUCGCGGAUGGACAUAGAUGUCGAACAAGUCCUGAAACGCGUUAAAAUCAUCAAGGGAAAGCUCGAAGCCUUGGAUCGAUCCAAUGCAGCUCACCGCAACAUUCCUGGGUGCGGUCCAGGAUCAUCUGCAGAUCGAACCAGGACAUCUGUGGUUAGUGGUUUGGGAAAGAAGUUGAAGGAUCUUAUGGAUAAUUUUCAGGAUUUAAGAACUAGAAUGGCAGCCGAAUAUAAAGAAACAGUGGAACGUAGGUAUUUCACAAUCACAGGAGAAAGAGCAAGUGAAGAAACGAUUGAGAAUUUGAUAUCCAGUGGUGAAAGUGAAAGCUUCAUGAAAAAGGCAAUUCAGGAACAAGGGCGAGGCCAGAUUCUUGACACAAUAUCAGAAAUUCAAGAGAGACAUGAUGCUGUGAAGGAGAUAGAGAAGAAUUUGAUUGAGCUUCACCAGGUAUUCUUGGAUAUGGCUGCUCUUGUGGAAGCUCAGGGUCAUCAGAUCAAUGAUAUUGAAAGUCAUGUUGCGCAUGCUAGCUCGUUCGUGCGGCGAGGGACUGAGCAGCUUUCUGAGGCCAGAGAAUAUCAGAAGAGCUCUCGAAAGUGGACGUGUAUCGCCAUUGUAGCCGGUGCUGUCCUCAUCAUUGUCCUCUUACUACCAUUUAUACCACAUCUCCUGGCUCUCUUGUAGGAAUGAGAGGGUGCAGAUUUCCUUUUGAACUCCAGAAGAAAAACAUAUUUGAUUUUAACCCCAACCGAAAAUUAUUAGUUGUAAGGUUAUCUUGGAAAGCUUUGUUCUAUUUUUC
This is a messenger RNA of Populus euphratica (Euphrates poplar), 1191 nucleotides long. RefSeq names its product syntaxin-124-like. The record is from RefSeq and is a predicted model, not a curated record. Gene Ontology annotation, biological process: vesicle fusion; intracellular protein transport; exocytosis. The transcript has a single exon. The coding region runs from base 168 to 1076 and encodes 302 amino acids. NCBI's taxonomy places the organism in Eukaryota, Viridiplantae, Streptophyta, Magnoliopsida, Malpighiales, Salicaceae. Gene Ontology annotation, cellular component: plasma membrane; SNARE complex; endomembrane system. Gene Ontology annotation, molecular function: SNARE binding; SNAP receptor activity.